GAAUGGAAAUGCUGUCUCUUCUAGCUGCUGCGGCUAGACUCCCUCCUUCGUGCCUUAGACAUCCUUCGAAGACGAGCCGUCCCGCCGUUUUGUGCCAUCGGAGAGAUUGAAAGAAUCGAGUUUUAGCUCGCUCUCAAAGGUUCACUUUCUAUCACCGGAUCCUACAGACCAGUUCAAUAUAAAAGCUUAGGCUAUCAUGUCAAUUUGGCUGAUUAGAUCAUGGAAGGAGGAGAAUCGAAGUCAAGGUCGACCUUCCUGUCAGUUCUCCAGUAUUGAGUAUUGAGUAUUGAGAGAGAGAGAUGGCCAAGACUACAUCGAGUACUUCAAUUUGGGAUGAAAUCAAGUGAUCUGAGAGCUACCUUGUGUGCUCAAUGUAUGAGGAGGCGGCAUGAGAGGAGCUACACUGUAGUGCCAAUAUUUAACACACCUGGCACACCCUCCACACGGCAGUGACAUUGAAAAAAAUUGUGGAAACAGAAAUACCAAAACAAAAAGCCAUCUCUGCAGAAGCCUCACACAAAUAGUACUGGCUGAGAACUCAUUGCAGACCCAAACCCAUCGUAGACUCAAGCCCACCAUCUAACCUUCGGCUGAGAACGUGAAGGAAGACUGGCUGAGAAUAUGACCUUCGGCACUAGUGAAGCACUUACAGGAUAAGAAGAGUAUUGAGUUCAUUGAAGCAUUGCCACUACAAAUAGAACUGCAAGUGCUGGAGGAGUUGCUGUUGCUAAUUUACUCUCUCGAAAGAGAGGAUGCUCCUUUGGAUGAGACAAAAGAGAUCUAACCAAAUCUCUCACUUACCUCAGAAGCUCACCUCUUUGCUGAGUGUUGCUUUCAUAUCAUCCAAUUGCUCAAAUAUAUCCACAGAAGAUAAAAUUGGAAUCAACAGCAUAGUCAGAAUAAUUAACGACCAUCCAUUUCCUGAUCAACCACUUCAUCCCACCCUUCGCCAAUUCAUUCCUCUCAAUGUCCUUUCCAACACCUUUAUGGAGAAUGUUCUGGGUCGCCUCUUUGCAGCCCACUCCAAUGGUCUCAAAGCACUUGAAUUCUUCAAAUUUUGCCUCCACGAUUCACAGUUCUGUCCAAGUGCAGAUGCUUUUGAAAAAACGCUCCACAUCCUUGCACGGAUGCGAUACUUUGAUAAAGCUUGGGAACUGAUGGAAGAAAUCCAACGGAGACAUCCUUCCUUGCUUACCCUCAAGUCAAUGAGUAUCAUGUUGUCAAAAAUUGCAAAGUUCCAAUCUUUUGAAGAUACCCUGGAUGCAUUUCUGAGAAUGGAGAAUGAUAUAUUUGUUGGCAGGAAGUUUAAUACUGAUGAGUUCAAUGUACUACUUAAAGCAUUUUGCACGCAGAGGCAGAUGAAGGAGGCACGGUCAGUGUUCCUAAAGAUGCAUUCGCGAUUUCCACCCAAUAGCAAGACCAUGAAUAUCUUACUCCUGGGGUUCAAGGAAGCGGGUGAUGUUACUGCAGUAGAAUUACUCUACCAUGAAAUGGUUCAGAGAGGCUUUAAGCCAAAUAGUAUAACUUAUAAUAUUAGAAUCGAUGCUUACUGUAAGAAAGGUUGCUUUGGUGAUGCUUUGAGACUCUUUGAAGAAAUGGAACAGGUGAAUUGCUUCCCUACUUUAGAAACAAUUACUACUCUGAUUCAUGGAGCUGGGAUUGUUCAAAAUACAAUCAAGGCACAGCAAUUAUUUGAAGAAAUUACUUUGAGAAACUUGCAACCUGAUACUGGGGCUUACAAUGCUUUGAUGAGUUCCCUUGUUAGAUCGAAAGAUGUGAAUUCUGCUGUAUCUUUGAUGAAUGAGAUGGAAGAGAAUAAUUUUGAGCAUGAUAGUAUGACCUAUCAUAUCAUUUUCUUAGGAUUGAUGAGGUCAAAUGGCAUUGAGAGCGUUUCUGAGCUAUACCACAAGAUGGUUGAGAGAAAUUUUGUGCCCCAAACACGAACAGUGGUUAUGUUAUUGAAGAUUUUCUGUGAGAAUAGCCGGCUUGAUUUGGGUUUGAAUCUGUGGAAUUACCUUGUAAAAAAUGGCUAUUGUCCUCAUGGCCAUGCAUUAGAUCUUUUGGUGACAGGACUAUGUUCCCGCGGGAGGGUGCAAGAAGCAUUUGACUGCUCCAAACAAGUGUUGGAGAGAGGGAGGCAUAUAAGCGAGGCAGUGUCUCGCAUGUUGGAAAGAUCUCUACUGCAGACAGGUGAGAUGGACAAGUUGAGUACACUCCACCAGAUGAUGAAAAAAUUACAAGAUGUUUUGCCCCCAUCAAAAGGGCAUGCUGUUUGUAUUGCUGCAUCAACAGAUUUUAAGUAAUAAGGUUUAUUUUAGAGCAUAUACUUGUCAUGAUCCAUAAAAAUAAGUUACUGCAUAUAUGCCUCAAACUAGUAGGUGAGUAUUAUCUUGCAACAUCUUUGGAGAAAUCAUUAGAUCACAUGAGUUUCCACCUUGGACUUGUAUAUGAAUCUCCCUCAAAAUUUUACAAUAGAAGAAAAUUUCAUUACUUGCCCA
Molecule: messenger RNA, 2498 nt
Organism: Carya illinoinensis
Lineage: Eukaryota; Viridiplantae; Streptophyta; Magnoliopsida; Fagales; Juglandaceae
Product: pentatricopeptide repeat-containing protein At3g61360
Exons: 4
Coding region: 753-2303 (516 amino acids)
Molecular function (GO): protein binding
Source: RefSeq, a predicted model, not a curated record